AUGGCUACGCUUCUUCAUUCUUCCCUCACAAACCCAAAUAAACUCCUCUCAUAUUCUUCACUCUUCCACAAUGCAUCACUAUCCACUUCACCCUCUUCUCUCACAACCACCUCAGUUUCAAUUUACCCUAAAACGCAACGUUUUGGUCGUCGUUUUGGGCCCGUUAGAUGCUCUUUAGCUUAUGUGGAUAACGCUAAGAUUAAGGUCGUUGGAAUUGGGGGCGGUGGUAACAAUGCCGUUAACCGCAUGAUUGGUAGUGGUUUGCAGGGUGUAGAUUUCUAUGCGAUAAAUACCGAUGCUCAAGCGCUAUUGCAUUCUGCGGCCGAGAAUCCUAUUAAAAUUGGAGAGCUUCUGACUCGUGGAUUAGGUACUGGUGGGAAUCCGCUUUUGGGAGAACAAGCUGCGGAGGAAUCGAAAGAGGCGAUUGCUAAUGCCCUUAAAGGAUCGGAUUUAGUGUUUAUAACAGCUGGAAUGGGUGGGGGUACGGGGUCCGGUGCUGCCCCAGUUGUGGCUCAAAUAUCAAAAGAGGCAGGUUACUUGACUGUAGGUGUUGUUACAUAUCCUUUCAGUUUUGAAGGACGGAAAAGAUCUUUGCAGGCACUUGAAGCGAUUGAAAAACUUCAGAAAAAUGUUGAUACUCUUAUUGUGAUUCCAAAUGAUCGUCUACUUGACAUAGCUGAUGAGCAGAUGCCCCUUCAAGAUGCUUUUCGUCUUGCAGAUGAUGUUUUACGCCAAGGAGUUCAGGGAAUAUCAGACAUUAUAACAAUACCUGGACUUGUAAAUGUGGAUUUUGCUGAUGUAAAAGCCGUCAUGAAAGACUCUGGUACCGCAAUGCUCGGAGUAGGUGUUUCAUCCGGUAAAAACCGAGCUGAAGAAGCUGCAGAACAGGCUACUUUGGCUCCUUUAAUCGGAUCAUCUAUUCAAUCAGCCACGGGAGUAGUGUAUAAUAUUACUGGAGGAAAGGACAUUACCCUGCAGGAAGUCAACAGGGUAUCUCAGGUUGUGACUAGUUUGGCCGACCCUUCUGCCAACAUUAUAUUUGGAGCUGUUGUAGAUGAUCGUUACACCGGAGAGAUUCACGUGACUAUCAUCGCCACUGGCUUUUCGCAGUCUUUCCAAAAGAAGCUGCUAACAGAUCCAAGGGCUGCAAAGCUUCUUGACAAAGUGGCCGAGGGAAAAGAAAGCAAGACAGUGCCUCCUCCCCUCAAGUCCUCAAACUUAUCUUCCAAAGUUGAAUCUAGAGCACCACCCCCCCGGAAGCUCUUCUUUUAG
Molecule: messenger RNA, 1272 nt
Organism: Lathyrus sativus (Indian pea)
Lineage: Eukaryota; Viridiplantae; Streptophyta; Magnoliopsida; Fabales; Fabaceae
Source: the annotation of a GenBank genome assembly